UAAUUUUAUUAGAUAAGUCGUACAAUAAGAGUAAUGUUUGUUUACAAUGCCGAAAGGAAAAAUAUCAUACGUUAAAGAAGAUGAGCCCGACUUUAUUAAGAAAUUUAAACAAAGAGUUGGCUACAAAGAAGGCCCAACUGUCGACACCAAGCGUGAAAUCCCUGACUUUGAUGAUGAUGAAGACAGGCCUGACAAUGAAGACGAGAAGCCGGUGGUCGUACAACUGAGGGAGGGGGAUCUAACUGCAGAAGAGGCGGAAAGGCUGCAAAAGACUGAAGAACCCCCAGCUGAUGGUAAGAUCACAUUUAAGAAGCCAGUGAAGAGGGGCGGGGAGGAGGCAUCAGAAUUAAAAACUUCUACAAAGAAGAGGAAGGAAGAGAAAGGAGGGAAGAAGAAAUCAGGGAAAGGUGUCAAGAACUCGACUUUGUUGUCAUUUAAUGAAGAGGAAGAGGAUGUCACAUGACACAUGUCAUAGGAUGUCACAUGAUACAUGUCAUAGGAUGUCAUGUGACAUGUCAUAGGAUGUCACAUGACAUGUUACAGAAUGCCACAUGACUUUUAACACAGUAUAUCACGUGGCAUAUGCCAUGGAAUGUCACAUGACUCAUGUCAGGAUGUUAUAGAAUACAUGUAGGAUGUCACAUGACACUAAGAACUUGAUGUCACAUGACACAUUUCAGAGGAUGUCACAUGACAUUUUUUAUAGGAUGCCUCAUGAAACAUGUCAUAGGAUGUCACAAGAGUGUCACAUGACACCUGUCAUAGGAGAGUCUCAUAUGAUAUGUUUCAUGAAUGAACUGUUUUUUUUUGUCAUCAAGUUGUGUUUAACCAUAUAAAAUCAUUAAUUUUAUACAAUUCUGCAAUCACAUAAUCUUUUUGGGUUAAGUCUUGAUUAAGUUCUUUUGUAAAAUGUACCCCUACAUUGUUUAUC
Molecule: messenger RNA, 931 nt
Organism: Saccostrea cuccullata (small rock oyster)
Lineage: Eukaryota; Metazoa; Mollusca; Bivalvia; Ostreida; Ostreidae
Exons: 3
Coding region: 47-463 (138 amino acids)
Source: RefSeq, a predicted model, not a curated record